AUGAAGUCCGUCGCGUCAUUUCCCGACGCGUCCCCCGCAUCCACACCAUCGCGUUUUGACCACCGCGGCGCCAUGCUCGUCAUAACCGAUGUCAGCCGCGAGCCGCCAGUCUACGGCGACCUGUUUGCGGGCAAGAAGUUCUGGAUUGCCCAACGCGUGCCCUCGCGCAACGACUUUGUCAACCGCGUCAAGUACAACGGCGGCCAGCUCGUCGCGCUCGAGAAACACGCCGACUACCUGAUUGUCGAUCACCUCCGCUCCGAGUUGCCCUCCGGCGGCAUCUCCUACCGCUUUAUCGAGAGGUCAAUUCAGCACUCAGAACUCCAGGACCCUAGCGAGUUCCAUUGCGGACCGCCUGCCAAUUCUGUCCGCGAAGUUGGCUCUUCGCGGCCGGCCCAUCGUGGACGCAUCCCCUUCACCGCGGAAGAUGACAAUGAGCUCUACGCUUGGGUCAAAGGCUGCGAGGCUCGCGGCUGUGCAGUCAAGGGCAAUGAGAUCUACAAGGACUUCGAGCAGAGGAAUAACCGUCACACCUGGCAAUCAUGGCGCGACCGCUGGGUGAAAGUCCUCAGCACAAAGCCUCCUCGAACCGUUGCCGCCAAUCCUCCGCCGUCGCCGCCCUCCGAUGUCCAGCCCGUUCAAUCCUCCCGCCGGGCUCUCAGGAACACUGCAUUAUCUCCAUCCAAAUUGGCAGCGCUCAAACUCGCCGAAUUCGACGUCAUCUUCAGUUCCGCAGAAACGGUCAUGGAGGUUCCGUACGGACGUCUGGAGGAGGCUUGGGCACAGUUUAGCAAUAAAAACCCAGCACAUUCGGGCGAGGACUGGGCAAGAUACUUUGACGCAUUAGUCAAACCAAUCUAUGCGGACCUGGUCAAGAAUCCAGCUCGUGGGGAAGCUUACGAUGAGGCUUGGACAGAGUGGGAAGAGGUGAAUGGUGAAACUGCGACUGUCACCGACUGGAUUGAGUAUUACAGAAAUCAUGUUCUUCCGAACUUCCCUCCGCCCAUCUCAGAUGCCCCGGAAAUCAAGAGGGAACCCGAGGGAGAGGAGCAAGAGAAUAAGAUUAAAGAAGAAGAGCCCAAGGAAGUCAAUAUGCAUGGACAAGAGCAGUUGCAUGCAGAUGUCGAUCCAGCAGAGCUAGGAACCAGAAUUUCUGGGGCUGCAGAGGAAACCCUUGCAACUCCACAAGAACCCUCGUCUGUUGCCCUAGGCAAAAGGCGACGAGAGGAUACUAGCCCAGCCCAAGACGGGAGCGCUGUGGCCACACCCUCGCCAAAGCGGCGUCAUACCAAUGUUCAAGAUUCAUUGGGUUCUAUUCAGGAGAGCAUUGAGGCGUCACCGAACAAGAAAUCCCCAACCAAAGCUGCCCCAGAGACUCGUUCCAACGCGUCCUCGAGUCCACGCUCAUCACGAUCGGCAUCGCACACCCCUCCCGCAAAACCACAGCAAGAUUCAUCUCAUCCAGAGUUUACGGUCUAUGACGAAGGCCAGGAUGGCUCGGGAAGUCAGCCGGAUGAGCUCCGCGUUCGGGAAGCUUUGGAACAUCUGACUGAGGGACAAUUGUCCGAUUUACUAGAUGACUACAGAGCUCUUCCUAACGCACUACAAGAGCAAGACGGCGUGGCUCUGCAGGAUGCUGUUGUAAUGCAUACAAUGCAUGCUAUCAAUAUGAGUCAAAUCGAGGAGAGUCAGGGCGUGCAAGCUGUUAUGGAUGUGUUUAAGAAGCUCGAAGACCUUGGUGUUAUGGAGAAGCUUCAAAAUGGUGAGGAUGAGAGUGAAGGCGAGAACGAUGAGAACGAAGAGCAAGAAGAGCUAGAGGAAUCAGAGGAAGAGGAAUCGGAGGAAGAAGGACAAUGGCAAUCGGAGGAAGAUGAGGCAGAAGAGGAAGAGGAAGAAGAGCGAGACGAGUCACAAGAAGAGGAGCAGGAAGAAUCACAGGAAAUAGAUCAAGAAGGAAAAGUGGAGCGAGAACAGGAAGACGUGUGGCUAGAGGUUGCUCAGGGAAGCGCUGAGACGGAGAGACUAACAGAAGAUGGCACUGCGUCGAGCCCUGCAUAUACAAGACGGCGGCGUACCGUAUCAUCCUCCUACAAUGACCAUGAAAAUCAGCGACGAUCCACAUCCAACUAUACCCCUCGACGAUCCAGCAAGUUCACGCAUAGUCCUCAGCAACAGCACACCCGCCCCACAAGCUCAUCUGGUGGCACCGGCUUCACUUCUUUCGAAAUGGCCACUGAGCCCACUUAUGACCUGACCAACGAAGCUGAGGCUGAAGCCUACAUUUCCUCACGCCUUGCGCCUCCCUACAACUUUUCUGAAGAGCACAUCAUAACCGCUCUUCAUGCCACGUGUGCUGUGAGUACGGCCAUGGCGGACUCGGUACUCAGGUGGAUGCGUGUCAACUCUACGAGCAAUUCGAAAAAGGGACGAAGGAGCAGUGUGGGUCUGGCCAUGCUGCCCGAUGAGCGGGGCGUGUGGACGGAAGAAGAUGAUUUGGCGUUAUUGGAAAACACUCCUUCGGAGAGAAAGCGGUUGGAGGCGAAGCAUGGCAGGCAGAGGUGCGUGCGGAGGCAUGAGUUCCUUACCGGACUUGAAGAAUGA
Lasiodiplodia theobromae is the source of this 2601-nucleotide messenger RNA. RefSeq names its product BRCT domain-containing protein. Gene Ontology annotation, cellular component: shelterin complex. Gene Ontology annotation, biological process: telomere maintenance via telomere lengthening; regulation of DNA-templated transcription. The record is from RefSeq and is a predicted model, not a curated record. The transcript has 2 exons. Lineage: Eukaryota; Fungi; Ascomycota; Dothideomycetes; Botryosphaeriales; Botryosphaeriaceae. Gene Ontology annotation, molecular function: telomeric repeat DNA binding. The coding region runs from base 1 to 2601 and encodes 866 amino acids.